Phlebotomus papatasi is the source of this 7484-nucleotide messenger RNA. It is a transcript of the gene grh, whose product is annotated as protein grainyhead. Gene Ontology annotation, biological process: regulation of transcription by RNA polymerase II. The record is from RefSeq and is a predicted model, not a curated record. The transcript is spliced from 17 exons. Gene Ontology annotation, molecular function: RNA polymerase II cis-regulatory region sequence-specific DNA binding; DNA-binding transcription activator activity, RNA polymerase II-specific. The coding region runs from base 1919 to 5302 and encodes 1127 amino acids. Gene Ontology annotation, cellular component: nucleus. NCBI's taxonomy places the organism in Eukaryota, Metazoa, Arthropoda, Insecta, Diptera, Psychodidae.
UGCCAAGAAAUAUUGGAGAGGUAGUGUAGUUUGAAACGGACACCUGCUAAAAUCUUAUAAGAAUUCCACCCAAAAUCUACCCUCAAACCCUAUUAUUGUGAUGUGUCAGUGUACUACAAAAUGUGACAUAUUAACGUGAUAUUGUAGUUCAUCCCCAGUGCCAGUGGAUUUCGCGCAAAUAUUAACCACAUCCACAGUCAACGACUCUCUCGAGCCAAGUUUCGAUCAAAGUGGAAGAAGGUGAGGAGACUAUAUACGCUCUUGUUGGCCUUUCUGUGAUCUUUUGCUAAAAUUGAGAUGAAAAGUCUCAAAAAGUAUUUCUUUAGAAGAAAAGACCAAAAGUAUCCAAUUAAGUGGUAUAUUGUGACCUAAUGUAAAAGUUAAGGAUCGUCAACUAGGUCCAUCGGGAGUGAUUUUAUAGGCACGAAGUGUAGUAAAGCGUUGAAGUCUUUUGUCGCGAUAUGGUUAAGUGGGGCGUCAAAUUCAUUAGAGGUGACAAAGAGAUAAAGACGGGUUUCAAUGCAGCAUUUGUCAGUUGCAUUUAAAAAGUGAAGUGUGAUGCCAUUUGACCUAUCAUGUACAGAAAAGUUAAUAAUAUUAGGAGAUAAGGAGGAUAUAUCCAAGUGCCAUAUGAGAUAUUAGGAGUCAGAAAAUAAGAAGAGAGGAAGAAAAUCAACUUCAAAAGCUCAAUUGAAGCGCAAAGGAGGAGAGAAAUGUGAAUGGUUUACAGGUAAAAUCACUUUAAAGGGGAGACGCAUGUGAUGUGUGUGGUGGAUGAGUAUGUGAUCGAGAGGAAGUGAAGAGAGGCCAGAAGAUUUAAUGGAACUUUUCAGUUCUCUAUCACGGUAAAUGCCUACCCUGGGUGAAUUUACGACGACAAUUGAAACUCCUCUCCUGUAGCAUUUUUUUUUCUCCCAAAGCCCCAACACCUUACAGUCGCAUAAUCAUAUAAUUUAACACACUCUGUGCUUUUGGAGAGACGACGAAGGAGGUUUUUUGAGAUAAGCACACAGUAAUCCCCCUCAGCUUCAGCUGAAAUUCAUACCGUCCGAUGGGUUUUUCUUUUUUUUUUUUGUUUUUCCUUUGAGAGAUUGUAUUAAAUAAGCAAUAGGGAGCAAAAGUGCGAGAACAAGGAGGAGAGGUGCGCGCAUAGUGCAAAGAAGGAGGAGCAAGGAAAAAAAAAGGAAGACACGUGAAUUCAAAGUAAAGCGAAAGAUCGCGAAUUGCCCAUAAAAUAUUCAAAUUGAGGAGAUUUAAAUAAUAAAACAAAUUCUUAUUUUAAAUAAUAAUAAUCGUAAGAUAAUAAAAGAGCAACAUAGUGAAUAAGGUAAUUUAAAUUCUCGUCGCGAAGUUAAUGUGUAACAUGAAAUAGAGGAAAAAGAUUGCAAUAUUGGAUGGUUUAUAAUAAUAUACAAGAACGAGAGAGAGAGGUGAGAUUCAAUACAAGAAGAAGUGUUCAUAAGAGAGAUAGAGAAGAAGCUAAUAAUAAAAAAAAAUCUUGAAUUUGCCGCCAAUGUUAAUGGGAGAGAACAUAGAAACUUAUAUCAUUUAAUUGGGAUUAAAGUGCAUAAAUUAUCUACUCUCUCACUUACUCACCUUCUCACUCACACCACAUCCGAAACUCUCAAUAUGGCUCAGAGCAGUGAAUGAACAUUAAUUUUAAAUUUAUUUAUAAUCAACCAACUCCUCGUUUUUCACAUUCAACUCAUAUAAUUAUUGCAAUAUUUCUCUGUGUUUAUGAACUUGCUAUCAGGACACUGUUUUUUUUUCGUGUACACCAUGUGCCUUUAUAAAGACAAAGACUAACAGUGAUUUUAGUGCCGCAAAUAGAAACACUAAAUGUAAGGGACAAUGAAAGUGGGAAGGAAGUUGUGAAAGAAGUUAGAAACUUUAUAAAGUGAUUUAAUUGAUUUAGAAAAUGAUCUCACCGAAAGCCUUAAAGUCCGAUUCACCCUCCGGUGUGGCCAAUUCGAUGCCACUGGAAUUGACUACUGAAACCAGUACAAAUUCCUCCAAUCCACCACCAUCGAGUCCUCCAAGUGAAUUGGCCACAAUGACCAAUGUCAAUGUGCUAGAUCUGCAGCAUAAGGGUUAUGUGGAGGCGCCCAAAAUUCACGAAAAUGCCAUUGAGGGUGAACAUCUUAUGCCCAAUUCACGGGUAUAUCAUCAAAUCCAGGAAGCUAGUCUGCAGGAGCAUCAGGCAAUUCUGCAGCGAGUUGUGUCCCCAGGAGACCAUCUAAUAGAUGGUCGACUGUUGCAGGGAGAUGGAAAGGAUAGUGGAGAUUCCAUAUUGAUUGUUGGUCCUAAUGGGGAGAGUCAGCAAAUUAUUGGACGACAGAUAAUCAAUGGAGAGCAUCAUAUUUUAACUCGAAAUGAAAAUGGGGAUCAUAUUAUAACGCGAUUUGUCAAUACUCAUGCCACCCAUGCACCAUCCCCAACUUCCAGUCAUCCUCCACAUCAGCCCGAGAAUGAGGGACCAGCCAUUGUGUACUCAGAUCAGCUACCGGAAACUGUCUUGCAAUAUGCUGAUAGUCGCGAUGGGAUAAUCACAAAAGUGCAAUCUACCGGGAUUCCAGAAGGCAUCUACGAGGACAAUCCCGAACAUGUGGCUCGUCAGAGUCAAAUUAUCUAUACACAUGGUGAGGCUAAGAAUCAUUUGAUACCUUCGGGAAAGCCGGAGAUGAGUGAGGAGGCUGCUGAGGGUGGUGAAACUAAUCAACCGGAUGCAUCAACACCGCCCAACGGCGCCCCCAAUGGUACUCUAGUGGGCGACAAGAUGUACGAAAAGCCACAAAUUGAUCUCAUUUAUGAUGAUGGGAACAAGACAGUGAUCUAUACAACGGCAUCGGACCAGAAGAGCCUGGAGCUCUAUGCAGCCGCCACGGGCAAUGAGCUGGGUCUCAUUGGGGAGACGCAUCAAGUGGUGGUGCAGGGAGGUAUUCAGUACACCCAGCAGCCCGGAGCGCCCACAGUGUUCGUGGUGCAGGAAUUAGAUGACGGAGGCAACAUAGUCAGUUCCCACCAACUUAGUAACCCCACUACUAAAAUUAACGGUCAAACCACGCCUCUGGAUGUGUCUGGCCUAUCACAAAAUGAAAUACAAGGCUUGUUGCUCGGUUCACACCCAUCAUCACAGAACAUAACCGUCAAGAGGGAACCCGAAGACUUGCGAAAAGAUCCCAAGUGCUCACGCAGUAGUCAAAAGGUUCUUGUAGUGCAAUCACCAUCUCCAUCGAUCCAAAUCAAAGAACAACCUCCCAGUCCUGGAAGUCCCUCUGCGGAAAAUAUGUAUGCGGCCGCUGGCGGCACGCAGAUUUACCUGCAGGGACCGUCGUCACAUCAAGGCAAUUCAGCGACAUCGGGACCAACGGUGAACACAAAUACUCCAAGUCCUGGUCCAUACGUCUCUGAUCAGUAUGGAAUGUACACGACGAGAUUAGCUGCUGGAGGGUCCACAUUUAUAGCUGAGCCAUACUAUCGCGAAUAUUUUGCCGGAGAUGGACAGAGUUAUGUGGCAACUCGUGCCAUUUAUGAUUCUGACGGGCCACCACCACCGCCACCAUCUCAGGUGCCCUCGUCGGUGUCGGUGACAGUGGCGGCGCCCGGAGGGGGCACAACCUAUGAAGGACGUUUUGCGACGUCAGCUCAUACCAAGACGAGCACUCCCAUCUACGCUAAGGCUGUUACGGCGGCUGGACUCACGGUGGAUCUGCCGAGUCCCGAUUCAGGAAUUGGGGCAGACGCAAUAACACCGCGGGAUCAAAACAAUAUCCAACAGCAGUCAUUUGACUACACGGAACUCUGUCAACCUGCAUCACUUCUGGAUGGAAGCUCAGGCGCCAUUCCGGUCUCUGUGACGAGCAUACAGCGAACUGUUCACGGUGGUCAGGGUAGUCCCACAGGUGGUGUGGGUGUAGGUCAUACACCAUCCCCAAGAUCACGGCCCUGGCAUGAUUUUGGGCGGCAAAAUGACGCUGAUAAAGUUCAAAUACCAAAAAUAUUCUCAAAUGUUGGAUUCCGGUAUAAUCUGGAGAGUCCAAUAAGUUCAUCUCAGCGCCGAGAAGACGAUCGUAUUACGUAUAUAAAUAAAGGACAAUUCUACGGAAUCACUUUGGAGUAUAUUCAUGAUCCGGAGAAGCCCCUUAAAAAUCAGACUGUUAAGAGUGUGAUAAUGUUGAUGUUUCGUGAGGAGAAGAGUCCUGAUGACGAAAUAAAAGCCUGGCAAUUUUGGCAUAGUCGACAGCAUUCUGUGAAGCAGAGGAUUCUCGAUGCAGAUACAAAAAAUUCUGUAGGACUGGUUGGAUGUAUCGAAGAAGUGGCUCAUAAUGCUAUUGCAGUGUACUGGAAUCCUCUUGAUAGUUCGGCAAAGAUAAAUAUAGCCGUUCAGUGCCUAAGUACAGAUUUUAGUAGUCAGAAAGGUGUUAAGGGUUUACCUCUACAUGUACAAAUUGACACAUUUGAAGAUCCACGAGAUACACAGGUCUAUCAUAGAGGUUAUUGCCAAAUAAAAGUCUUUUGUGAUAAGGGUGCUGAGCGUAAGACUCGCGACGAAGAACGUCGUGCAGCUAAGAGGAAAAUGACAAAUACAGGACGAAAGAAGCUGGAUGAGCUCUAUCAUCCAGUGACAGAUCGAUCGGAAUUCUAUUCAAUGCAAGAUCUUAACAAGCCACCUGUUCUCUUUUCACCCGCCGAGGACAUUGACAAGUUGUCGGGUAUGGAGCUGCAGAGCUUCUAUGGGCACGAUGAUCCACUGUCAGGAUCGCAAGAUAUCAAGGGAACUUCUCCUUUUCUGCUUCAUGCAGCCAACAAACCGGUCACACCUACGUUGAAAUUUCACAAUCACUUUCCACCAGAUGUACCAACAAUCCCAAGAGUUGCUCAUGAUGAAAUUGAUUGCAGGGAUAAGAAAGAUCACUUGCUGGACGGCAGUAUGGUACAAAACUCAAUGGGUGAAUUUGGUCAAUCGAUUAAGCGACAAAGGAUGACCCCACCACUCUGCGAUCGCGUUAUGCUUUACGUGAGGCAGGAAAAUGAAGAUGUUUAUACACCACUUCAUGUUAUUCCACCCACAACUGUGGGCCUCUUGAAUGCGAUCGAAAAUAAAUACAAAAUCUCAUCGUCGAGUAUAAAUAACUUGUACAGAAAAAAUAAGAAAGGGAUUACGGCGAAAAUUGAUGAUGAUAUGCUCUCAUAUUACUGCAACGAGGAUAUUUUCCUGCUGGAAGUGCGUCAAUUGGAGGAAGAUGUCUUUGACAUAACAUUUACUGAAUUGCCACAAUGGAUUGAAGACAAAAAUUUAUAAAAAUCACAUUUCCAUCCUUCUACCUUCGGCCCUUUGGAAGAAGUUUUUAAGUAAGGUGAGAGAGGGGUUCUUUUUUUUGAAGUGAAGGGAAUUUGACUACAGAGUACAAUAUCAAGAGAUAAUCUAAUUGCCAUCUUGCCGUGAUUUCAAGUGUUUUACAUUAUUAUUUUUUUUAUUAAUAUUAACUAUUUUUCUAGCAAGUAUUUUUGUGUAUAUUUAGAAUUAUUAUGAGCAAAAAGUAUUUUGGAUUUUAAAAAUGUUAUUUAAGAGGGGCAACAAGAUUUCUAAAAGAAGAAUGUCACUUGUUCCGAAUGGAUUGUAAUUUAUAUAAGUUUUGAAGGAAUUAUCUAUAAUAGGAAUUUGUAUAAAAAGAAGAGUUAUUGAUUUAUUUUGUGCUGAAUUUGGAAAAAAAAUUGUGUAUUUUUUUUUGCUUAGAUCCCUUUUUAUAUUUUGAAAAUGUAAAUAAUUCAUGCAAAAAAAAACAAAAAAGAAAAGGAUUUUCUUUCUCCAAGGGAAAUAUUUAUUUUGUAAUUUUAAACUUGGAAUUUUUAGAAUUUAUUAGUUAAUAUAUUUUUUGUGUGUAUUUUUUUUUUAGGAAUUAAAUGAGGAUGAAUUUAUGAUGAGUUUAUGAAACUUGUGAGAAUUCAAUCGACGUAUUUUUGCCCUCCUUUCAAUCAUCAUUUUCAAAUUGAUAUUGAAGAAAAUUAAAUGAUUAUACGUUUGCUUAAGUAUUUUUUUUAUUAAAGAAUUACGAAGAGUAUCAAAAGCAAGUAUUCUAGCCACAUUUAAAUUAAUCAGUUUAAAUCUGAAACAAAUUUAAGUUUAAGGUGUAAGUUGAACAGGAAAAUAGGAAGGGAAACUGCCAUAAAAUGAGGUGAAAGAUGAUUCAGUGGAAUUUUCUAUUAAAAAAAAAAAAUACAAAAUAAUUGUAGUAAAACAGAUGGAAGAAAUGAUGAGGAUUCUUUUUUAUUAAAUUAUUUUUUAAUGAAAUAUUUAAGUACCUGAUGAGUAAAUCAAGAAUUGAAGAAGAAAAAUAGUGAAAGAUCAAAUGAAAAGUGAAAAAAAAAGAAGUUCUUUUUUUCUCAAUUUAAGAGAAGAGAAGCAAGAGUUAAAGAGUCAGUGGAAGCAAAAUGUUGCUAAAUCAACAAUUUUCUUUGAGUGCCAAUCUACAAUUUAGGAAUUACAUAUCUUCUUAUUAAUUAUUCUUAAUAAUAAAUGCAUUAUGCCAAUUUAAAUGGACAUUUAACCCCUUUUUUUGUAAUUCUCGAUCUCGAAACAAAGUUUUAAGUUCACAAUCAUUUUUUUUCUAAAUAUAUAUAUAUAUAUUUGUAAUUAUGAGAAAUCUCAAAAGAAAAAAAGAACAAAAAUUAAAGAAAAUUUAAGGAAAAAAAAAUUGUGGAUAGGAAAGCAAAAACUGUUAGAAUUAUCUCAUGUUAAAAGAUUUAUUCUUUGUGAAUUUCAUAAAAUUAGUAAUUUUUCUUUAUUAAUUUUAUACAAGAACACUUUUUAUUGAAGAACAUUUCUGCUUAGGAUUAAAGAAGGUUAAAAAAAACAAAAAAAAGAAUCACUUAUGAAAUCUAUUCAUAGCUGGACAUCGACAUAAAAUGACAAUGUUAAUUAUUAACAUGUCUUUUUGUUAAUUAAUUUAGCUGUGAAUUUCUGCAAUAUUAUUUUAUAAAAGAAAAAGAGAAAAAAUAUCCAUAAUGACGAUUUUAAAUCCAUAUAAUCGUAAGGAUUAUAUUGAGAGUAACUUUGUGUAUUUUUUUUUGUCAUAAAUAUUAAGAUAACUUGCAUUUAAUUUUUUUUAAUCUUUUACUUAAUGAUAUUUUUGGUGGAGGAUUUAUAAGUAAAGCAAGAAAGAAAAAUAUCAAGAAAGAACACUCCGAUUUUUCUCAAUUAACAUUUCUUCCUCAACUAAUUCAAUAAAUUCUUCAGGCAAAAUAAAAACAAAAUAAAUCUUCAGACUAUUUGGUACUGAAAAAAACAAGAAAAAUAUUCUAAAAGAAGUAGCUUUUGAUGAUGUUGAAAAUCUUUCGAUACAAGGAUAAUGAAAAAGUUAGUGUAUUGUCAAAUUAAUCUCGAUAAAUUUGUCAAUUUAGUUUUAUGGAAUUUUUAAAUUAGUUUUUAGACCCACAAAUAUUGAAGAGAGAUAAAUAAAUAGAGAGUGUAAUUGAUAAAAAAA